AUGGUCCGAGCAAUGGUACCUGCGCUGAUUGAAGCAAAUGGUAAUACCAAGUCUGACACUGAUUGGGAAAUGCUCCGGAUUGGCCCUGUGUUCUCCGUUGGUACUUGGAUCCAAGGCUGUGGGUGGCGGCGUGUGAUUCCAGAUGACGAGGAUGGAGACGACAAAAGAGGCAGUCACAAUCAGGGUACUCUGCAGCGGCGUUGCAAAGAGGCUGUAUUUGGUAGUGGUAGUGGUAGUGGUAGUGGUGAUGGUGGAGUUGGAGGCGUGUGGAGUGGCGAUCACUCCUUGUUAAGCUCAAGACCUGGGCGCCCUAGGAAGGAGCGAUGGCGGAGAAGGCUGGAACCUGGGUGGACUAAGAAGGCUUUGUUACCGCGAGCGAGUGGAGAGCGCUGGGUCUUUACGUAUAUGUACGGCAGGCUAGGGUUGUCAGGGUUGGUGGGCUCGCGUGGCUGA
This is a messenger RNA of Bipolaris oryzae ATCC 44560, 453 nucleotides long. RefSeq lists its product as uncharacterized. The record is from RefSeq and is a predicted model, not a curated record. The coding region runs from base 1 to 453 and encodes 150 amino acids. The transcript is spliced from 3 exons. NCBI's taxonomy places the organism in Eukaryota, Fungi, Ascomycota, Dothideomycetes, Pleosporales, Pleosporaceae.